Molecule: messenger RNA, 2693 nt
Organism: Puntigrus tetrazona (Sumatra barb)
Lineage: Eukaryota; Metazoa; Chordata; Actinopteri; Cypriniformes; Cyprinidae
Product: oocyte zinc finger protein XlCOF6-like
Exons: 4
Biological process (GO): regulation of transcription by RNA polymerase II
Cellular component (GO): nucleus
Molecular function (GO): DNA-binding transcription factor activity, RNA polymerase II-specific; RNA polymerase II transcription regulatory region sequence-specific DNA binding
Source: RefSeq, a predicted model, not a curated record
UAUGCUUUUAUUAAAAUGUUUAAAGUGUUCGCGUUCAGUAGAAAGCGUCAGUGCGGUCUUUCCGUGCCUCGAUCGAGGCGUAAUGGCGAGUAAUUAACGCUUGUUUUGGGGUGUCUUAAACAUCGCCACCUCUUUGUUUGAAUGAGUUAAGAGCGGAAAGGGCAGACAGAUCCAAACAUCAUUUGAAGAGCUAUGUGACGCGCUGUUGAAAAGAUGGCAUUUAUUGUACUGGAGCAUGAAGACUUGAAGAUCGAAGAAGAGUUCAGAGUCAAGCGUGAAGACGCCGAGGAACAGACGAAGGCGUUUAUUAAAGAGGAGAGUGAGGAACCGUUCAGAGUCAAGCGUGAAGAUGCUGAGGAACAAACAGACCUGAUGGCACUGAAAGAGGAGAGUCAAGAGGAUAAUGUUCAGCAUGAGAACUUUGAUUUGUCGUGUGAUUUCAUGACUAGAAAGAAAUCGCUUAGUUGCUCAAAACCUGAAAAGACUUUGCGAAACAGAGCUCAAAAGACAGCAAACAGAAGUUAUUUCAACUGCCAACAGUGCGGGAAAAGUUUCAACAGAAAACGAAGCCUUGAAGUCCACAUGAGGGUUCACACCGGAGAGAAACCGUACGCGUGUCCUCAGUGUGGAAAGAGUUUCAAACACAAGCAGCAUCUCGACGACCACGCGAGGAUCCACACCGGAGAGAGACCCUUCACCUGCGAGCACUGCGGGAAGAGCUUCAACAGAAAAGGAAACCUUAAAGGCCACAUGAGGAUCCACACGGGAGAGAAACCUUUCGCAUGCAUACUGUGCGGAAAGAACUUCAAUCAAAAAACCAUCCUGAAAAGCCACAUACGGAUUCACACCGGAGAGAAACCUCACGCGUGUCCUCAGUGCGGAAAAUGCUUUUAGUAUAAACAGCACCUCGUCGACCACGUGAGAGUUCACACCGGAGAGAAGCCGUUCGCCUGCAAACUGUGCGGAAAGAGCUUCAUUCAGAAACAGAACCUGAAAUACCACAUGUUAGACCACAGCGGAGAGAAACCGUACACGUGCUCUCAGUGCGGAAGGAGUUUUAAACACAAACACCUCGACGACCACAUGAGGAUCCACACCGGAGAGAGACCCUUCACCUGCCAGCAGUGUGGCAAGAGCUUUACUCAAAAAGGGACCCUUAGAGACCACAUGAAAACCCACACCGGAGAGAAGCCGUACGCCUGCCAACUGUGCGGAAAGAACUUCAUUCGGAAACAGAACCUCAAGUACCACAUGAUAAGUCACAGCGGAGAGAAGCCUCACGCGUGUCCUCAGUGUGGAAAGAGUUUCAAACACAAGCAGCACCUCGACGCCCACACGAGGACCCACACCGGAGAGAGACCCUUCACCUGCCAACAGUGCGGGAAGAGCUUCACGAAAAAGGGAAACCUCAAAAAACACCUGAAGAUCCACUCGAGAGAGAAACCGUUUACGUGCGAUCAGUGCGGGAAGAGCUUUUCGCAGACGAGCCAGCUCAACGUCCACAUGAGGAUCCACACGGGAGAGAAGCCUUUCAGCUGCGAGCUCUGCGGCAAGAGCUUCAGGCAAAGCGCCGAGCUCAAAGCCCACGCCACGACGCACACCGGAGAGAAGCCUUACGCGUGCCACCAGUGCGGCAAGAGCUACACGCAGAACAGCCAGCUCACCAUCCACACGAGGAUCCACACGGGAGAGAAGCCCUUCUCCUGCGCCGUGUGCGACAAGAGCUUCACGGUCAAGCGGCGCCUCAAGGCCCACAUGAAGAGCCACGCCGAGAAGAACCCCUUCACGUGCUCCCGCUGCGGAAAGAGCUUCACGCAGAAGCGCACCCUCGACGCCCACACGGUGAUCCACACCGGAGAGAAGCCGUUCAGCUGCCCGCGCUGCGGGAAGAGCUUCCGGCUGAAGGGGAACCUCCAGGUCCACAUGAGGAUCCACACCGGAGACAAGCCGUUCGAGUGCCAGCAGUGCGGCCGGUGUUUCGCGCAGACGAAGCUCCUGAACGCCCACGUCAGACUUCACGCCGGGGAGAAGCCCUUCAUCUGCCCGCAGUGCGGGAAGAGCUUCACCAACAAAACCAACCUGAAGACCCACAUCCGGAUCCACACGGGAGAGAAUCCCUUCAGCUGCGACCAGUGCGGCGAGAGCUUCAGAUACAACGCCAACCUCAUCAAUCACAUGAAGGUCCACUCGGACGGCGGCGCGAAGACGUUCACGGACAGCGAGCAGCUGGAGGACCACGUUUGAGUUCACGUCUGAGCGCGGCCCUCCAAGAGUUUGGCGAGGGAAGGAAGCCUCGGGAUGGAGGGAGGAGAUCGUCCUCGGCGUCGAUCGCGGACUCGCUCCGAGAACAAAUUGCCGUUUUCCUUUGUGCAAACUGCAGGAACGAUUUUUGCAAAGAUCUGCUCAUUCGUUCUGAAAGAGCAACGUAAUAAUUUGGCGUCAUGCUGAAAGUUUUGCUUGCAUCCGUCGUCUCUCAAUGCUUGACCUUAAGGCUCAUUUUAUGUUGUAUAUUUGUGCUCCUUUGGCCAUACCUGAUCAUCUUCUGUGCUGUGGCUUCAAAUAUUAAACAGUUACAGUGUAUUCCCUCAACUUUUCGGGCAUGUGUUCAUUUUACUUUGAAUCAGAAUCUUUGUCAAACUUGAUAAGCAAUAAAUUGACAAACUAAACAAAAUCGCUUGUUCCUAUCGAGCUCA